Messenger RNA from Daphnia pulex (common water flea), 1391 nucleotides. RefSeq lists its product as uncharacterized. The coding region runs from base 41 to 1207 and encodes 388 amino acids. The record is from RefSeq and is a predicted model, not a curated record. The transcript is spliced from 6 exons. NCBI's taxonomy places the organism in Eukaryota, Metazoa, Arthropoda, Branchiopoda, Diplostraca, Daphniidae. Gene Ontology annotation, molecular function: protein binding.
CGUCGCCAAAAAACUACGAUCGACUACAAACAUCGCAGCGAUGAAGCAAACUAUUAUUUUGAUCUUUGUCUCCUUGAUGGCCUACCGUUUGUCUGCCUCUGACCAGCAACCAACCACCUGGACCAACCCUUACUUCUACUACCAUUACAACACUCCCCUGGACCUGCCUACCCAGAAGGUCUCGGCUGAUGAAAAAGCUGGAAAUCAGCAGCAGCUAUUCACUAAUUACAACGAUCACAGUAUGCAAAACACGCUAGGAUCUCAUGUCGUACUGUUAACAACAUGUCUAAGAGAUUUGAAAACCACGAAAGCCGAUUUGGUGCACACGCAUACCGAGGUCGAAAACGUUAAGAAAGAGUUGCAUCAGUUGAAAGAGAAUUCCCAAUUGAACUCAACAUCAGCUAACCUUUUGGCAAAUGUUAUGGCCACGUUUGAAAAUAUGAAGACCACGGUUGAUAACAUUAAAAAAGAGAUGACCGGCUUAAUCACCAAAGCGGAUUUAGUACAGAUAACGCAGCGUUUGGACGAAACGCAUACAUCUCGCGUCGAGAGUGUAAAGAAAGAAUUGGCCAAUGUAAUGACUACAGUUGAAUCUAUGAAAAAAGAUACAAAUAAUGCAAGUGCUGCUGCUAGCAUCGGUCGAAUGCCCAAAUCUUGUGACGAUCUCCAGAAAAUUGGACACCGAAAAAGUGGAUUGUUUUCAGUUAUAGGCAACAAAACAGUCGACAACGUGUACUGCGACUUUACGAAAUCAAUCAACGAUGCAGGUUUUCAAAAAGUGAUCGGCUACGUCGACGUUAAAACGUCGCCCAUUCAUUUUCACGCUCAAAGACGCACAUCCCACUAUGGCCUUAACACCGUUAUUUCAUUUGAGUUGCUAAAAUUGAACGUGGGAAAUGCCAUGAGCACCUCCGGAAUAUUUGUGGCCCCUAAACCCGGCAGAUACUUUUUCACUUUUUCGGGUCUUAGCGAGCACAAUACAAAUGUAAGAAUAGAGUUGCAAGUAAAGACUGAAACCUCGGACUGGUUAAAGGUGGGAACGGCAUACGGACAUGUGAUUAAUCAUACAUUUUCGAUGCAUGCCACUGUGGAACUUGUCAAAGGCAACCAAGUUAGACUUCUGUUAGUAGAAGGAUCACUUCAUGACAAUGAAACGAACUAUACUAAUUAUGUUGGCCAGCUACUCGAGGAGGAUAUUCUUUCAUAAAUUUCGAGCAUUCUAAGCAAGCUCCGAAUUCCAUUUAAAAGAACAAUUACAGACUAAAUUGUUAAACAAAGUUAUAGAUUUAUUUUACAGACUAGCUAUUAAGCCUACCUAUUCUUGGAAUCAUAAAUGAUACACAUUGUGAAGGUUGUGUUUUAAAAGAUUGGGAAUAAAAAAGAAAUUAAGU